AUGUUCGUGUGUGGUAUAAGGCCAGGUUCUAGUGAUGAGGAAGAAGAGGAAGACGUUAUGGAUAUUCUCCAGAAAAGACGUGAAGAAUGCGAACGCAAAGCAAGGCGGGGGGAGAUGGACCCUCGAUUGGAGUUCACAUUUCAACUCCUAAUCGAUGGUACAGGUCUCCCACGACAUGCCAUUAUGGACCAUGUAUUCGAAGGAAAUAUGCUCGAUGACAUUAACCAACUAUUUCUACCGCAUAUGAGGAAUAAAUUGCUUUGGUAUUACCAAGAUGUAGAGGAAAUUGAACAUCGUCCUUUACCAGAAGGUACUAAGUCAAGACAACAAGGGCAAGGAAAGCAACCGCCUCCUCAGAUUACUCUUAAAAAGAAGCUGUUUUUGUCUGAUGGUUGGGAUGUUAAGUUUACUGGUGUCUGUAUUUAUAUGUUUCGUAUAAACGUAAGCAAGCAAUUGCCUGAAGAAGGAUUUCAUAAGGAUUUGUUUUGUGGUAUCCUAAAUGCGGAGCAAGUGGGCUUAGUGACGGCUAUAGAAAGAAUUAUGGAAUUUGUGUACAUGAGCGCCCUGGCCCAUCCAAGUAGCGAUGGAGAUGAAGAUGAAACCCGGUUUCCCAUCGUUAAGAAUCAACUAUUACCCGGUUUACGCUCCUUUUGCAGUGCUUUAAAAGUUUGUGAAGAAGUAUGCAAUCAAGUGAACCUUUUUGAUGAUGGAAAAGCUUUAAUGGCAAAUUUGAACGACCAUGCCGAGUUAAAGGAAAUGAUAAAAAACCCAAAUACAAUUACUACCUUAGAGGAAAGAGUAAAUGAAUGGAUCAAAAAGAUUAUGGAGAUAUUAAGUGAAAGUGAGCAACUACGCCGCGAAGUAGAUUCUAGCGGUCCCCAAGACGAGCUUGAAUAUUGGAAAAAAAGAGGAGCACAAUUUUCCCAACUUGUUUCCUAUCUGCAGAACAGCGAAGUUCAAUUAACGUUAACCUGUCUUCAACUGGCAAAUUCAAAAUACAUAAAACUCUGGCGCGACACUGACCAUAAAAUAACAUUCUGUUACAAUGAAGCGAAGGACAAUGCAAAAUUCAUACAAGCAAUGGAAAAAUGCUGUCAUUCUUUAUAUUUAGAUGAUCCUGUAAAAAUAAAAGAUUCCAUAUUGAGUUUACUACAGACCGUUAGAUUAAUUCAUAGCGUUUCGCAGUUCUAUAAUACAUCUGAAAGAAUAUCAUCAUUGAUGGUCAAAAUAACCAACCAAAUGAUUGAAACUUGCAAACAAUACAUAACCUGUCGCUUUAAAGAGACGAUUUGGUCUCAAGACCGAAAUUUGGUGCGAGAAAAAUUGAUUCAUUGCAUUAAUCUGAAUAGAACAUAUAGAGAAACUUACACGUUUGUAAAAAAGCAGGCUUUCCUUCCGAAUGCGGAACAAUUUAGUUUUUCCGAAAAUUAUGUCUUUGGAAAAUUUGAUACAUUUUGUAAAAGGAUUAACAAAAUCAUAUCUAUGUUUGACUUGAUGGAUGACUACAACCAUUUAUUUGAAAAGCGCAUGGAAGGUUUACUCUUAGGCGAAGAUCUAGAAGAUGCGAUGCAUGCUUUCAAUGAAGCGAAGAAGGCCGUGACAUCUUGUCAGUACGACUAUCUUGACUACCGUAACAAUGAGUUUGAUAAAGAUUAUCACGCCUUUGAAGACAAGACCAACGCAUUGCGAGAGUCAAUUGGAAAUACCAUUGAAGUGAAUUUUGCUAGCGUUUGGGAGACGCCACAAGGCAUCAAAUUUCUUACUAGAUUUGAAAAAGUCAGCCAGAAAAUUCAAAUUACAAAAUUAAGCGAAAAAUAUGAUAGAGUUUUGAAAUACAGUGAGAAAGAAGUAGAUAAAAUAAUGAAAAUGUUUAAAAGACAAAAAGAUGAUCCUCCGUUACCAAGAAAUUACUCACCAGUAGCAGGUCGUAUAAAAUGGGCGCGUUGCCUAAUGCACAACAUGCGCGAGACGGUGGAGAGCGUGAGCGCGCACCCGGCGCUGCGCACGCUCCCCGCCGCCGCAGACAUCACGCGCAAGUACUGCGUGACGCGCGCGCUCAUUGACGGCUAUGAGGAGACAUUGCGCGCUGUGUGGAUGAACCAGAAUCUAUGGGAUGUUGAUGACAGCUUAAAUAACACUUUAUUGAAAUUAGAUGAUUCUGGCCGAAUCACCGUGAAUUUAGACCAUACGAUUAAAUUACUGAUAAGAGAAUCUGAUUGUCUUGUCAAAAUGGGCUUAGGACUGCCUAUCGUAUGUCACUCAUUGUAUGCAAAGAGAAAUUAUUUUACCCUUGUUAAUGACUCGUUACAGUUUCUUCUAGAAGACUAUCUAAGAACAAUAAGGCAAGUGAAGCUAGAAGUUCGACCUUUGCUUCUACCACAAGUAGUUCGUCUUUCUUCCCUUUUACUUCCUGGUCUUAAAUCUGUUUCUUGGACAAGCGAAGACUGGAAAGAAUUUAUUGAUCGUGCGAAUGUUGCUAUAAAUAGCUUUGAUGUUCUCGUCACAAGAGUCCAUGAUAUAUACACCAAUAGAAUAAUUUACAUGUUGUCUGGAAUGCAAGAAGUUUCUCUAAUAACUUUGCCAGAAGAAACUCCGUGGUCGGUUGAAGAAUUUAUUGAGCAUAUUGAGGGAGGUUGUCGAAUCGCUUGCGUAGAAUUGAAUAGGAAAAGCUUGAUGGUGGAGGAAGCGGUAGAGGAAGUACUUGAUCUAGUCAGAAAAGCUGCUCAACAAGUGAAACCUACGGAGAUAAACUCUGAUUUCGAAUUCCUUAUUGCCGAGGACGAUGCUCAGUCGCCGAGUGGAGGAGCUUCCACGUUGAACGAGUCUACUGCCAGCGGGCAGCAGGACUGGUCUGCAGUAUGGGAAUGCUUUGAGAGUCCCCAUCGUCUACUCUCAAUACCUGCGGGUGGAUUAUCCAAAAGCAUGCAGGAAAUGGUGAAAAAUGCAGUCAGCGAGAUGAGACGUUACUAUAGCCGCAAAGUGGUGGAUGUGUUAAUUAAAGUGACGAGACGCGCAUUAGACCUCAUUAUCAAGCAAUUCUCACAAGAUAUUGACAUUGUUGAACAAGCAUAUACUAUAAACGUGAAACUUGAUAACAAACCC
This is a messenger RNA of Brenthis ino (lesser marbled fritillary), 3102 nucleotides long. Lineage: Eukaryota; Metazoa; Arthropoda; Insecta; Lepidoptera; Nymphalidae. The record is from the annotation of a GenBank genome assembly.